This is a messenger RNA of Aspergillus uvarum CBS 121591, 3276 nucleotides long. RefSeq names its product formin sepA. Gene Ontology annotation, molecular function: actin binding; small GTPase binding. Gene Ontology annotation, cellular component: cell division site; mating projection tip. NCBI's taxonomy places the organism in Eukaryota, Fungi, Ascomycota, Eurotiomycetes, Eurotiales, Aspergillaceae. The transcript has a single exon. The record is from RefSeq and is a predicted model, not a curated record. Gene Ontology annotation, biological process: actin filament bundle assembly; mitotic actomyosin contractile ring assembly; barbed-end actin filament capping. The annotation marks the transcript as partial.
AUGCCAACCAGCACGUCUGCGCCUGAAAAAUCGAGACAGACCUCCGCUGGGAAGUCGUUCUUUGGAAGGAAGUUACACAAAGAGAAGUCGGUAGACGAACGUUACGACUCGCAUGGCUCGCACGAUAGCCUGGCGCCUCCUGGGAGCGCCCCCGGCUCUCGCUCAUCCCGCCAUUCCAAACGGUCCUCCGUCCAGUCCGUGGAUUAUCCCCACGAGUUUGAUCCCACGGGCGUGUCCAUGACCGCAGGUGUCCUGACUUCAAUCCCCUACGAGAGCUUGCCCGCCGAUACCCGAUCGCCUGUCUCCGUCGAUCACCUGUCAAGACCUAGCUCGUCCUCACGCAAAGAACCGUCGCCUAACCAUCUCGCCAAAGGAAACAGCGACUACCACCAGUACCCGGCAUGGAACCCGGCCAGCGUCCCCAACAAUAACACCACCACCGCCAACAACACCAACAGCGCUUCGUCGCACCCAACUGGCCCCCGGCCACCUCCGCAUGGCUUGAAUGUGACCAUGACUGCAAGUACAUCGGGGGACAAGGGCGCUCGAUAUCAACAGUGGGGACGCCCGGGCAGCUCUGCCGCCAAUACUGGCUUUAGCCAUAGCUCCUCUUCUACGCUUGAUUCGUCGGCGCAGUCGCGGUUGUCCUUCGAUCAGCUUAGUGUUCAUUCAUCGAUGUCAUCUAACACUCGUGGCUCAAGCUAUUAUGCAUCAGAGAGCUCGUCGCGCACGCUGACACCUUCGCAUUCCGCCGAUCGCACAACCUACGCAUCAAAUGGCAGUUCAGGCCGCCUGUCGAAUGCACAGGCAGCAUGGCAAUCAACCCAGCCCGCUCAACCACCCAAGAUUCCGGUCAACCAGGAGCAAUACCUCGCCCGGCCGAGGGACGAUCGAGUGGUGGAUCAACUGUUUAUCGAGCUGAUGCAGAAACGAGGAUGGCAGAACCUCCCGGAGCAGGCCAAACGACAGAUGCUCGCUUAUCCGGCUUCGAAGAAGUGGACCUUAGUGCACCAGGAUCGGUUGACGGAGAUACAGGGGGAACAGAAGCGGCGCCAAAAUGCUCGGCAGACUCACGGCCAUGAUGGACCCUCGGGUAUCCUGGAACGCGCUGAUGAGGAGGGCAGCCCCGAGUGGUAUGUGAAGAAGGUUAUGGACGAUUCAAUCACCUCGAAACAGUUGGCCAGUCUAAGUGUCAGCCUACGAACGCAGCCAAUCAGUUGGGUCAAGGCGUUUGUUGAGGCGCAGGGUCAGAUUGCUUUGACAAAUGUGCUUGCCAAGAUCAAUCGAAGGAAGGCUACAGGUGUCGUCCCAGCUCCCCCGACAGGGGAUAAGGAUUUGGAUCGUGAAUAUGACAUUGUCAAAUGUUUGAAAGCCCUGAUGAACAACAAAUACGGAGCAGACGAUGCUCUUGCACAUCAACAGGUCAUUGUGGCUCUUGUUAGCUCACUGCUAUCCCCUCGACUGAAUACGCGAAAGCUGGUCAGCGAAGUCUUAACCUUUCUCUGUCACUGGGCCGAAGGUCAUGGGCACCAGAAGGUCCUCCAGGCUAUGGAUCAUGUUAAGAAUCAUCAUGGGGAAACCGGCCGCUUUGACGCUUGGAUGCGUAUUGUGGAGGUGACCAUCGAUGGCCGAGGGAAAAUGGGCAGCUUGGUUGGCGCAAGUGAAGAAUAUCGCAGCGGCGGCAUAGGCAUGGAGAAUCAUCUCAUGGAAUAUGCUGUUUCAACCAUGCUGCUCAUCAAUAUGUUGGUGGAUGCGCCCGAGAGCGAUUUGCAGCUCCGCUGUCAUAUUAGGGCCCAGUUCAUUUCUUGCGGCAUUAAGCGCCUCAUGACCAAGAUGGAAGGCUUUCAAUACGAGGUCAUCGAUAAGCAAAUUGAACGGUUCAGGGAUAACGAAGCCAUUGACUACGAAGACCUGCUGCAACGGGAGAGCAGCAGUAUGAAGGACAGCAUCGAGGGCGAGGUCAAGGACAUGAGUGAUCCUUUGCAAAUCACAGACGCCAUCACCGCCAGGAUCCAGGGCACUCGGGCUCAUGAUUACUUCCUAUCGGCCAUGCAGCACAUGCUCCUGAUCCGGGAGAAUUCUGGCGAGGAUGGCCUUCGUAUGUACCAGCUGGUGGACGCUAUGCUCAGCUAUGUCGCUAUGGACCGUAGGCUUCCCGAUCUUGACCUCCGACAAGGGUUGACCUUCACCGUGCAAAGUCUGCUGGACCGCCUGCAUACAGACUCCGAGGCAAGACGGGCUUACGAUGAAUCCUUGGAAGCUCGCCAGAUCGCGGAGGCUGCGCUUGCGGAGCGCGAUGAGAUGAAGGCCCAGGUAGAGCUUGGCGCAGAUGGCUUGGUUAAGAAGCUGCAGAAACAGAUCGAUGAGCAGACAGGGAUUAUCGAGCUGCAACGGAGACGUGAGGAAGCGAUGCAGGCGGAGCUUGCGGAUGUUCAGAGACUGCGGGCUCAAGAGUUACAGCGGAAUGAGCUGGAAACUCGAGAACUCUACCUCAUGCUCCGAGACGCUCAAGAUAUAGCUGCAUCGAAUGCCAAGAAGAGCAACAUGGCCGAAGCGGAUCCUUCACAGAUGAGAGGCAUCCUCGACCGAGAGAAGCUUCUGGAGCGAUUGGAGAUGCAGCUCGAGCGGACCAAGACACAAUUCAAGCUGGAGGGCAAGGUAUGGGGUCAACAUGUCACCUCAGAUAGACUGCGUGAGCUUCGAGAGCAGAUGGAUGGCGAAGCCGAUGCCGACAAUGAGUUUGGACAACGGACAGGUCAAGGCCUGGACAUCAACGCCUUUGGAUCGGUUCACCGGAAGAGAAGCCACCUGCCGGGCAUGGACCAAGACGACAGUUCCGAGAUUCAGACGCCGGUCGAUGAAUCCGGUGAGGUCAUAUACGAGAAGGCACGCCUUGUGGAUCUUCAUCGGCCCAAAGUCAACCCUAAGCAAGCAAACGGUCUCCUGGGAGAAAUUGCCUCGAAGGUUCCUAAGAUUGAUGCUGAGGACGCUGAGGAUGCUGAGGCAAAUGGCUCCGUGGACAGCAAACUUGCUGGACCUGGAACAGAAGAUCCCACUGCCAGCUCACAUCAAGAAGGAGCCAGGGUCGAGGGUGCAACUGAAAAGGUCGAGAAUAAAGGUGCUCCUGCUCCUGCUCCUGCUCCUCCACCCCCACCCCCACCCCCGCCCCCGCCUCCUCCCGCCCCAGGAGGGCUGGGGUUCGCUCCUCCCCCUCCUCCCCCUCCUCCGCCUCCUCCUGCGCCAGGAGGGCUGGGGUUUGCUCCCAGGAGGGCUGGG